GUCAGAAUGUCAUUGCCAAUAUUUAAAAAAAGCUCCCCACUAAACGAAAAAUAAUGAAGAAAUGCGCCAUUUCAAAAGAAAACGCAUUAAAAGAUAUGGUCCAAGUGAAAAAGUUGCGGUUCAAAGAUCUGGAAAAGAACAACGAACAAAUUAGUGCAACUUAUGCUAGAAGCAAAUCCCCUUCAAAUAAAAAUAAUGCCCAAUCGGCAAGCUUCUACAAGAAAAAACUAGCAGUUGAAACAAUAAACAUUGAACUCCCAUAUCAUUUUGGAGGCGACAGGGCUGUACAUAAAAUAUAUCAAAAUAAAAUUAAACCAAAAACUAGUAGUACGGAAAUUCGCAAACCAGUUGUAAAAAAUACAAAUUCAAAAUCUGUUGUUGAACCUAAAAAAGAAACAAUAAUAAUAAAUAAUGCUAAAAGUGAAAUAUCAUUAAAUAAAGUUGUUAAACCAAAAACAAUAAUUUCGCAAGUGAAAAAGAAAAAGCCUUAUAACGAUGGCAAAAUAAUAAACGUCCUAGCAAAUAUAAAUAAGAAACUAGAAAAAAUGCAAGAAACAUAUCUAAAAAAACCGAAAAUAACUUAUAAAAAUGUCAACGAUUGCUUCACCCAAUAUGGAGACACUGAACUGAUAUACGAAAAUCCAGUUGCAGUAGUUGUUCCUAAAAUACAAGAAGGAAUUUCAAAAUUGCCAAAGUUCGAAGAUACUGUUAGACAAAUUGACAGGCAUUUGGAAAAUAUUUUCAAAUUGAAAUCGUCCAGUAAUGAUAUUCAAAGGAAAAUCAGCAAAAAUCAAACAUCUUAUGAGGAAUUUGUUGGUGAAGGGUUUGAUGAAAUGUUGGAAAUCCGUCAAAACAAAAUGUCAUCAGAAGAAAUCCUGAAAAAACAACGACGAAACAAAAAACAAAAAUUACGAACAAUUCAAAGGGACAUUGAACAAGUUGAAGAAUUUUAUGAUAAACUAUCCGAAAUUACUCACGAUGAAUGCCCAGAGAUUCCUUCAUUGAAUAAACCUUCUGAAAAAAGAAAAUCAGGUCCACCAUCAGGUAUCAUAGACUUCAUAGAAGAACCUGGUUUGGAAGGUAGCAUAAAUAAAUCCAGUUUCCUGUCGAAGGAAUUCGUUCAGUUUGUAGAAGGCCCCAUACCUAGGCAACAGCCGAUGAUAAAAAUAUUUUCCGAAAAUCCCAAAUUAAUUUGGAAAAAAGAUAAAGGCAGCAAAGAUUGCAGCGUGGAAAGCGUAACGAAAAUGAUUGACGCUUUGAAGUUCACUUUGGAAAAUUCCAUCUACGAUCCAGUGACUUGACUUAUCAUUGUUUUGUGUGUUUUUAAUAUAUUUAUUUGUCUUUUAUUAUUUUAAAAAAUCAAAAGAAAUAUUGGCAAUUUUGUCAUGAUUCUGUAUAACGAUGUUUUCGCAGCAAAAACUAAUGAGUUUUCUUGCGCCA
Molecule: messenger RNA, 1440 nt
Organism: Ceutorhynchus assimilis (cabbage seed weevil)
Lineage: Eukaryota; Metazoa; Arthropoda; Insecta; Coleoptera; Curculionidae
Source: the annotation of a GenBank genome assembly